Messenger RNA from Paramecium pentaurelia, 1077 nucleotides. The record is from the annotation of a GenBank genome assembly. Lineage: Eukaryota; Ciliophora; Oligohymenophorea; Peniculida; Parameciidae.
AUGGGCAAUUAAUGUAAAGGACGUGAUGAACAUAGAACUGAAAAAUCUAACAAUUCAUUAUCUUAAUCUAUCCCAUCUAAAAAACCUAGAUUAUAAGAUUUCAAGAAAAUUAAAAAGCUAGGCUAAGGAGCUUAUGGAUCUGUAUUCUUAGUUGAACAUAGAAAUGAAUAUUAUGCUAUGAAAGAGAUUGCCAAGUCAAGAAUUUAAAAGUAAAGUACAAAGUAACACAUUGAAUCAGAAAGACAAAUUCUUUAAAGCACUAAAAGUAAAUACCUUGUUGAACUUAAAUUUGCAUUUUAAGAUGAAAAAAAUUUAUACAUGGUUGUAAAUUAUGUCAAAGGAGGAGAGCUAUUCUUUCACAUAAGAGAAGCAGGUAGUUUUAGUUUAGAAGUAUGCAAAUUUUAUUCAGCCCAAAUACUUAUGGCUAUAUUAGAUUUACAUAACUAGAAUAUUAUAUAUAGAGAUUUAAAACCAGAAAAUAUACUCUUAGAUGAAUAAGGACAUGUAGUAUUAACAGAUUUUGGAUUAAGUAAACAUUUAUUAUAAGAUGAAAAUACUAAAAGUAUGUGUGGAACUCCAGAAUACUUGGCACCUGAAAUCAUUCUAUCAAAUAAUGGAUAUUCUUUUGAAGUGGAUUAUUACAGUUUGGUAUAAUAUAUAAUAUAAUUCUAUAGGGAUGCAUUAUAUAUGAAAUGCUAACAGGUAAACCUCCAUUCUACUCAACUAAUAAAAGAUAAAUGUUUCAAGAUAGAUUGAAUAAAUAGAUAAUUUGGCCUGAUUCAUUUGAUGAAAAAGCUAGAUCUCUAGUAAAUGGAUUAUUGGAAAUAGAUGUACUAUAAAGUAAUAUCUUAGCCAUUAAAAAGAUUAUAAGGGAAUUAAAUAAAAUAACAUCAAUUUUUUGAAGAUAUUUGUUUUGAUGAACUUAGGAAUGUAAAACCUCCUUAUAAUUACAACUAAUCAUCAUCAUCAAAGUACUUUGAAUAAUUCACCAACAAAUCAGUAUUUUUAUUAACUUCAUCAACAAAAGCUUAAGAUUGUGCUUAUUAAUUCCAAGAUUUUACUUAUCAAUAAAGUUGA